UGACCUGUUGCUGAGGUGAUCUGAUGAUAUAGGUCUUGCCUUUCAUUUUAACUGCCAUUCUGGCAACUGAACGUUGGCAGUAAACGCAGCUUAGUUGUCUCAGAGGACUCACAAUGGGAUGUGUUUAUAGUUGUUUUCUCGAAGUGUGUUGUGACGAGGAUGAAAUAGUGUAUCCUAGGAUGCCGGGGGAAUCCACCGUCUGCCACCGCGAGCGUGAGAAGAAAAUCACCUAUCACUGGCAUCACUGGCAUCCCGGCCAUAUAUACCCUAGAGUUGAAUCAAUGGAAGAUUACGAUGAGGACCUGGUGCAGGAAGCUUCAUCUGAAGAUGUCCUGGGCGUUCAUACGGUGGACAAAGACACAGAGAGAGACAUUGAGAUGAAACGGCAACUACGGCGACUACGGGAGCUCCACCUAUACAGCAUAUGGAAGAAGUACCAAGAGGCGAUGAAGACAUCCUUGGGAGUUCCACAAUGUGAACAUGACGAAAGCUCAUCACGUGAGCGUCCACCCGAGAUACUCUCGGAGACAUUGCCAGGCUCUGUCAAGAGAAGUGUACGCUUUGCAUCAGAAGAUCAUCUAGAGGAGUUUGUAGCAGAAUAUCUACCUGAAGCAUCCAAUCAGAGUCUCCUCACUGUUGCCCAUGCAGACGCAGGCACCCAAACCAAUGGUGACCUGGAAGACCUGGAGGAGCAUAUGCCAGGGCAGACAGUCUCUGAGGAAGCCACAGGAGUUGACAUGAUGGAGGGGGACCCAGACACACUGGCCGAACUUCUGAUCAGGGAUGUACUUCAGGAGCUGUCCAGUUACAACGGCGAGGAGGAGGACCCAGAGGAGGUGAAGACAUCCUUGGGAGUUCCACAACGUGGUGACCUGGAAGACCUGGAGGAGCAUGUGCCAGAGCAGACAGUCUCUGAGGAAGCCACAGGGGUUCACAUGAUGCAGGUGGACCCAGCCACACCGGCAAAGAAAUUGGAAGACUCCACCAUUACAGGCAGCCACCAGCAGAUGUCAGCAAGUCCUUCCUCUGCACCUCCAGAAGAAGCAACAGAAAAGACCAAAGUGGAAGAGGAAGUGAAAACCAGAAAGCCCAAGAAGAAAACCAGGAAGCCCAGCAAGAAAAGCCGGUGGAAUGUCCUGAAAUGUUGGGACAUUUUUAACAUAUUUUAGAGACCUCUGAAGAUUCCUCGAACACCAGGAAGGGCCCCGAUGUGGGGAUGUCAACAUGGCUCAGACUUGAUGUGGAUCGUGAUCAUUUCGGGAAAUGUGUUACUCCAAAAACUUUUAUAAUCUUUGCUUAAUUUGUUUUUAAAUACUUUCCUGGCUGGGCGUGGUGGCUUAUGCCUGUAAUCCCAGCACUUUGGGAGGCCGAGGCGGGUGGAUCACCUGAGGUCAGGAGUUCAAGACCAGCCUGGCCAGCAAGGUGAAACCCCGUCCCUACUAAAAAUACAAAAAUUAGCUAGGCGUGGUGGCGCACUCUUGUACUCCCAGCUAUUUGGGAGGUUGAGGCUGGAGAAUCACUUGAACUCGGGAGGCGGAGGUUGCAGUGAGCCAAGAUCAUGCCACUGCACCCCAGCACCUGGCGACAGAGCGAGACUUUGUCUCAAAAAAAAAAAGAACAAAAAAAUUCUGACUUUAACCUCUGUUUUUCAGAGGGCACAAAUUGUUCUUGUAUUGUUUCCAUUUUACAUGGGAAGUUAUUUUCCAAUUGUUUUCAUUCUUUCUGAAGUUUUGUUUACUCAGUUUUAAGCUUUUGUAAUUUUGAUAGACUUCUUUUGUGCUUUCAUUUUCUUAAUGACUUUUACCUCAUUUUUAAAACAAAUCCAUAGUAUGGAUGAUAUUGAUGAUGAAAUGUCUUACGAUGAUCAUUUAGAGGUUUAUUUUGAACAACUGGCAAUUCCAGGAAUGAUGGAAUAAAACAUAUGAAGUAGAAGGACUGGAACCUCCAGAAAAAGUACUUUAAGUUACCUACAGGUGAUCCUAGUCAGGUAUGAAUUGAUAAGAAAUGCCUGCACCUUCCCUCCUUCCUAUCUUUCCCUUGCCUACAGAAAAUUAAAAGGCAAAACAAUGGACAUCUACAUAUUCUUCAUUCAGAUCAACCAGUGGCUAGCAUUUGCCACCUUUGCAGUUUCUUUCUCUUUCCAUAAGUACUUUCUUCUCUGAAUCAUUUGAAAGCAAAUGAAAACAGUAGCCUAAAGUGUCAGUUUCAACCAGAAAAUAACAGCUCUGAUUUCUCAUGGCUCACACUCUUCUGAAACGACUCGGGUAGAGGCUGAGGAAGGCCGUGUUGUUUGUCUACCUGGGACUACACCUACUGAAAGAAGUUCUCAAGUUCUGAUUGAGUUCUAAAAUUUUUUGAAGAUUGGAAUUCUUCAUAUGUAAAAAGAGAAGAGAAAGACAUUCUUGAUUUUGGUGACUAGAGUUGUAGAUGCUGGAAUCUUUGCCACUAACAUUGAUGAACCAGAUGCACGUCACCAGCCCAUCACGGUGAUUCUUAAUGCCGGCACCAUGGCCCGGCACUGCCACGUUUUCCAAGGAACCUGCCGGAGCUCCUGCGGAAGCUGCUCCUCGGGCCGAUGGAGUCCCUUCGCUGGUAGGCCCUUCUUCAGUCACCACAGGAUGCCUGCCAUUCAUGAGCAGGAAGGAGAGGACGGGCUUUGAAUAAAAAACAGGAUCCAGGAAACAUUUGUGAGGCCAUUUGGACUUCAGUGUGAAAUGGUGUUAAAAGAUGAAGUCAUUUAUUCAAGAAGUAAACCUCUGCCACCUGGACUGUGCUCAGUCAUUUCAUUGAUUUUGUUUAAUAAACAUUUUCUGGCUUUGG
Messenger RNA from Gorilla gorilla gorilla (western lowland gorilla), 2820 nucleotides. RefSeq names its product protein FAM153B. The record is from RefSeq and is a predicted model, not a curated record. The transcript is spliced from 27 exons. Lineage: Eukaryota; Metazoa; Chordata; Mammalia; Primates; Hominidae. The coding region runs from base 114 to 1169 and encodes 351 amino acids.